AUGGCAUUCCAGGCCAGAGCAGACGUGUGGAUGGCGGGCGCCUGGCUGUCCCUGCGCUGGACUCGCACGCUGACCACAGGCGCUGCUCCGGCGCCCAAGGCAGUGCUGCCCUUCGAAGCCAUCCCGCAGUGUCCCGGCAACAAGUGGCUGAGGGUGCUGCAGGUCUGGAGGGACGGCUCCGAGGAUCUGCACCUGCAGAUGCAACAGACCUUCCAGGAGUUGGGGCCCAUUUUCAGGUACGACGUGGGCGGGAGACCGAUGGUGUGUGUGAUGCUGCCCGAAGACGUGGAGAGGCUGAAGCGGGCGGAGGGCGUUCAACCCCGCCGGAUGGUCCUGGAGCCCUGGCUGGCCCACCGACAGCAUCGUGGGCACAAGUGCGGCGUGUUCUUGCUAAACGGGCCCGCAUGGCGCGUGGACCGACUGCGGCUCAACCCAGAUGUGAUGUCGCCACUGGCGGUGCAGAAGUACAUGCCUAUGGUGGACAGGGUGGCCAGGGAUUUCGCCCAGGCCCUGAGGGCGAGGGUGCUGCGGAGCGCCCGGGGGGCCCUGACCGUGGACAUCCAGCCCAGCAUCUUCUACUACACCCUGGAAGCCAGCAACUUGGUCCUUUUUGGAGAGCGGCUGGGCCUCCUCAGCCAGAGCCCCAGCCCAGCCAGCCUGAACUUCAUCCACGCGCUGGAGGUCAUGCUGCGGUCCACCGUGCAGCUGAUGUUCGUGCCCAGGGGCCUGUCGCGCUGGACGAGCGCCCAGGUGUGGAAGGAGCACUUCGCGGCCUGGGACUACAUCUUCCAGUAUGCCAACAACUCCAUCCAGAAGAUCUACCAGGAGCUGGCGCUCGGCCGCCCCCACCACUACAGCGGCAUCAUGGCGGAGCUGCUCCUGCAUGCAGACCUGACCCUGGACGCCAUCAAGGCCAGCGCCAUCGACCUCACUGCGGGCAGCGUGGACACGACGGCCUACCCCUUGCUGAUGACCCUCUUCGAGCUGGCGCGGAACCCCGAGGUGCAGCAGACCCUGCGUGAGGAGAGCCUCCUGGCGGACGCCGAGAUCUCUGAGAAUCCCCAGAGGGCAGCCACGGAGCUGCCCCUGCUGCGGGCCGCCCUCAAGGAGACCCUGAGGCUCUACCCCGUGGGUAUCUCUGUGGAUCGACAGGUGAGCUCAGACAUGGUCCUGCAGAACUACCACAUCCCGGCUGGGACACUGGUUACUGUGCAGCUCUACCCCCUGGGUCGAAACCCCUCUGUGUUCCCGCGGCCUGAGCUCUACCAUCCACAGCGCUGGCUGAACAGAGGGUCCAACACCAGGUUCCCCCACUUGGCUUUUGGCUUCGGCCCGCGACAGUGCCUGGGGCGGCGCCUGGCGGAGACCGAGAUGCUGCUUCUCCUGCACCACGUGCUGAAACAUUUUCAGGUGGACACCAUCACGCAAGAGGAUGUGAAGAUGGUCUACCGGUUCAUACUGAUGCCCUCCACCAUCCCGCUCCUCACCUUCCGGGCCAUCAACUAG
Molossus molossus (Pallas's mastiff bat) is the source of this 1506-nucleotide messenger RNA. Its product is annotated as cytochrome P450 11B1, mitochondrial. Gene Ontology annotation, biological process: cellular response to peptide hormone stimulus; aldosterone biosynthetic process; glucocorticoid biosynthetic process. The transcript has 9 exons. The record is from RefSeq and is a predicted model, not a curated record. Lineage: Eukaryota; Metazoa; Chordata; Mammalia; Chiroptera; Molossidae. Gene Ontology annotation, molecular function: iron ion binding; heme binding; corticosterone 18-monooxygenase activity. Gene Ontology annotation, cellular component: mitochondrion; mitochondrial inner membrane. The coding region runs from base 1 to 1506 and encodes 501 amino acids.